Molecule: messenger RNA, 774 nt
Organism: Hevea brasiliensis (rubber tree)
Lineage: Eukaryota; Viridiplantae; Streptophyta; Magnoliopsida; Malpighiales; Euphorbiaceae
Exons: 3
Coding region: 1-774 (257 amino acids)
Source: RefSeq, a predicted model, not a curated record
AUGGCAGUUCGCAGCGUCGCAGUUCGCAGCGCAGCUUUGAAGAAAAGAAGAGUUAAUGAUUCUCCUCUUGGUAGAGCUUUUGACUUGCAAACUAGAGCUCAAUUAGAUGCAGAGAUUGCUAGAAUGUUCUACACUGGGGGUUUACCUUUUAAUUUUGCUAGAAAUCCUUAUUAUGUGAGUUCUUAUUAUUUUGCUGCUAAUCAUGUUUUGGGUGGUUAUGUGCCGCCUGGUUAUAACAAAUUGAGAACCAUAUUACUUCAACAAGAAAAAGCAAAUGUAGAGAGGUUGCUUGCACUUGAUUGUUUUGGUGAAGUGAAAAAUAAGCAAUUUAUUGCUAAUUUGCUAAAAGAAGUAAUUGAUGAGGUGGGUCAUCAAAAAGUGGUACAAGUCAUUACUGAUAAUGUUUCAAAUUGUAAAGGUGCUGGAGAAAUUAUUGAGGGAAUGUUUCCACAUAUUUAUUGGACUCCUUGUGUUUUGCACACUCUUAAUCUUGCUUUGAAGAAUAUAUGUGCAGCAAAAAAUUUAGAAACUAAUCAAGAAACUUAUGAUGUGUGUCACUGGAUCACUGAAAUCUAUGGGAAUGCUUUACAAAUCAAUAAUUUUAUAAUGAAUCAUUCCAUGAGGCUUGCAAUUUAUAAUCGGUUUAGCCCUUUGAAAUUGCUUUCAGUUGCUGACACUCGUUUUGCUUCUAUUGUUAUGAUGCUUAAAAGAUUUAAACUUAUUAGGCGUGCUUUAGAAGCAAUGGUUAUGAGUGAUGAAUGGGCACAAUACUGA